UAUUUUAAAAGUAAUUUUCUCCUACAGGUUGUUUGAGUCAGCCAUUACUUGGUAAGACUCUAAAAUAUUUCGGCCAUUAUUUUAUAGGAAUCAAAAACUGAAGACAAGCAUAUACAAGAUUAUAUUCAAGUCCGUCGUAUUAUGCUUCAUACAUAAGUAAAGAUACAAGCGAAUUGAGACACGAUUUUGGCCAAGGAAAAUUUUAAAUAACAAAAUUGUGAAGAUAAAGAAAAUGAUUCGUUUAAUCUUCACGUUCGUUUUACUUGCGUUUAUUACACCGUCUUCGAAGACUUGUAUAGUCCCUGAACGAGGUACACGGUUUGGAGAUUUAGGAAAAAGAUCAGAUGUUGUACUUCGUGCUGUGGUAAAUAGAACCAUAGCAACGCAAGCGUCAGCUAAUCGUUAUGAAGCGGUAUUCCACGUCACUGGCUUGUUCCCGUCCAAGUCCGGAGGUUUUCAACGUGGAGAAAGAAUCACGGUCGGUCCGUUCGGUCCAGCACCACGAUGCACACCCGUGGAAGUUGGUUCGCAAUAUAUUUUAUUUUUAAGAAGAAACCCAGAGGGUACCGGUUUCCGAUACAGACUACGAUACAAUCCGAUCGCUUCGUCGAGACGAACCGUGUUCUUUUUUGGACGACUCUUAGCUGGAAAAAUUACCGGCCGACACUUCAUGGUUUCUGGUUGCCGAGAACUGGCACGACCACGAAAUGGGAAAGUUCAAUGUACGUAUGGAAGGGAGAGAUGUCGUUUUAUGUGUAACCGAGGCUUUAGACUCACUGGGGGACCUGCCUACAAAUCUUGCAGUAAGAGUGACAUGGUGUGGACACCCCCAGGUAAUCCAAGGUGUAUUUCAUUAUCCGCUCCGGUGGAAAACACGAGAAGAGGCUGGAGACCCGCCCGCACAAGGAUAAGGACAAUAGUUAGAAACACAGGAGAAGAAGAGGAAGAGGAGGAAGAGGAAGAAGAAGAGGAAGAAGAAGAGGAAGAAGAAGCUCCACGACCAAUUCAAUUGCGAAAAUCGAAGAAGAAACCACCUCCAAAAGCAGUUCGCAGGCCAAUUAAUCGACCAGGAAAUCCACCAACGCCAAACCGUACAUUGAGGGUAGGAGGUGCUCAGCCUGGGCCGCGUGAUGAAACCCCAACAGUUCCAAGCGAAAUCGAUGUUCCUGCUGAAAAUAAUACAAGUGAGGUGACGACCACGCAAGAGCCAUCAACAACUACUACAACUACACCAGCACCAACUACUACAACUACCACUCCAGCACCUACUACUACAACGACGACGACGACGACACCAACGCCGGCACCAACAACAACAACAGCGACUACUACCACACCAGCAACACCUGCUACAACCAGACUGCCAACUACGAUUAGAAGAAGGACAACCAUUCCCUGGUUCUUGACAAACCCUUCUUCCGACCCACCUGCUCACACAACCACCACGCGCAGAACUCCUUUAGUUUUAAACGCGCAAUAUCAAGUAGAAAACGUCGGCGAGGAAUGGGUUGAUUCGAUGGGUAUUACGAACCGCCCUGUGUUAACGGCCACCAACGAAGUUGUCGGCUGCCCGGUAUAUAAUGGAACGAUUAUAAUCAGUAGUAGUUGGUAUGGUGGCUUUGACGGUCGUGCGUAUUUCCCUGGUGUAGGCAAAACCUUUAGCGGCUGGGUAGCGCGCAUUAGUUUCAAUAUUCCGCUAGAAAAUCUGGAAACAUACACAGUAAACUUACACAGCAUUGCUCACAGUAGAACGGAAUAUUGUUUUGUCCCAAAAUACUACAAUGUCAAUCUUUACCAAGGGCAGGACCUCACAAUCAGCUUUGUCGGCCGGUACUCUGGAACCGGACAAAUCAUCGGCAAAGCAGAGUUGCUGGGUUUAUGCAGUGGGUGGCAGAUUGACGGUAAAACCGUCGGCAAGCUUUUGCCAAUGGACGCAACGACUACAAACGUUUCUGAAGCGUGGACAACCGACACAACAAUUCAGAUGGUUUCAGGAAACCCACCAUCCAGAGAAGAUAAAAGCCAAGAAGAAUUAUGGAACCUAUUUUCUACAACAACAAGAACACCCACGUCAUCAGAAGCAAUAAUUACAGCUUCUCCGAUACAAAAUGAUCUGAAUGAAAGCCCUGCAUUGCCCCCUGUCACACAAGAGCGCCGGUGUGCAUCUUACACACCUAAUGGUCGUCCUGCUCCAGGAGGAGAAACAGAAGUCUCAUGGGAGGCGAAAUCAAAUUACGAAACCUUUGAUUAUAAUGAAGUAAUUCACAAAUCCAUGCUCUUCUAUGAGGCUCAGAUGUCGGGAGAACUUCCAGAUGGACAUCGUAUACCAUGGAGAGGUGAUUCAAAUAUAAAGGAUGGAUGUAGCAUCGAUAAAGAUCUGAGUGGGGGGUGGUAUAACGGUGGUGGUGCAGUAAAGACAACGUCAUUGAUUGCAUUCAGUACAACAAUGCUUGCAUGGGGAGCUAUUGAGUAUGGUGAAGCAUAUGAAGUAGCUGGGGAAUAUAGUCAUGUAUUACAACAAAUUCGAUGGGCCGCACAAUAUCUUAUUAAGUGCCAUACAGCGGAAAAUGAAUUGGUUGUGCAGGUUGGAAAAUACAUGUCUGCCCAGACAGAUUGGAGCAGACCUGAAGACACUACACAAACAGAUCGUUCAAUUUAUUCGAUAAACGCCGACCAACCUGGUAGUGACGCAGCUUCUGAUGUGGCUGCUGCUCUUGCUGCUGCAAGCAUCUUUUUCAAUCAAACUGAUUCUGCAUUUUCUUCCACAUGUUUGACUCAUGCAAGGCAAUUGUUUACAUUCGCACAUACCAACAGAGGUGUAUAUAGUGCUUCUAUACCUCGUGAAAAUACAAGAUAUUUCUCAUUUAGUGGCGCAGAGGAUGAGUUGGCAUGGGCUGCAAUCUGGUUGUACAAAGCCACUUACGAGGACGAGUACUUAGAUAUGGCACAAAGCUUCCAUAAUGAAAUAACCAAUCACAGAAACAUAUUUUUUUGGGACGAUAAAACAAAAGGAGUAGAGGUGUUACUUGCCAAAGCUACCAACAGUCGCCAAUAUAAGACACCAGUGUUUGCGUUUGCAAACUGGCUUCAAACAGGCACAUACAAAAUACCUGGAGGAAUGGUGUGGCUUAAUUACCGUGGUCCAAAUAUGCAUUCAGCUUAUGUCGCAUUUCUGAGUGUCCAAGCAGCAGAACUGGCAGAUACAGAAGCGGACACAAACAGAUAUUUAAAUUUUUCAAUGACGCAGAUGGCUGCAUUGUCAGGAAAAAACACAAAUCAUAGCUUUGUUGUUGGCUUGGGUUUAAAUGCACCACAGAACCCCCAUCACAGAUCUAGCUCCUGUGGUUCUGAACCUGCAAUUUGUAAUAAAAACGCUAUCAGUCAAGGUUCUAGGAAUGCUCACAAAUUAUAUGGAGCCCUGGUUGGUGGACCCGACCAAUUUGGAAGAUAUGUGGACCGGGCAAGCGACUACAUUCGCAAUGAAGUUGCCAUUGAUUUUAAUGCUGGCUUACAAUCAUUAGCAGCAGGUUUGAAACAGCGUGAAAUGACAAUACAAGCGAAACGGUCUCGGAACAGUGCGCCAUAGAAUAUAAACACAGCAGUUGUAAAGUGAACUGUACGCGGUUGGCCCAGAUGGGCGUAGCUGGAUCUGAGAUACUUUUGUAUCAAUGAGAAUGUAACAAAUCUCCAUUUUCGUCAACUAUACAUGAGAUUUUUUGGCAGCUUUAUUGCACAACAGAAAUGCUUCUAAUGUCAUAUUGACGAUGCUGCUAUCAAUAAUGUAUAAAUAAUGCAGUGAAGAUUUACAUUAUAAGCAACUACAAAAACUAUAUUACUAUAAGCUUAAAAACUGUACCACAAAACGAUUUUUAUAUUUGAACUUUGCGCGUUAUUACUGUUCAAUAAAUGCAAGUGCUUGACUGUAUUUUAAAACCAAA
Messenger RNA from Ciona intestinalis (vase tunicate), 3938 nucleotides. The record is from RefSeq and is a predicted model, not a curated record. Lineage: Eukaryota; Metazoa; Chordata; Ascidiacea; Phlebobranchia; Cionidae.